Molecule: messenger RNA, 1480 nt
Organism: Camellia sinensis
Lineage: Eukaryota; Viridiplantae; Streptophyta; Magnoliopsida; Ericales; Theaceae
Gene: NDF5
Product: NDH-dependent cyclic electron flow 5
Biological process (GO): carbohydrate metabolic process
Cellular component (GO): cytoplasm
Molecular function (GO): glucose-6-phosphate 1-epimerase activity; carbohydrate binding
Source: RefSeq, a predicted model, not a curated record
AUUCAUUUGUGAAAGGGUAUGCUACAAUGUAAGGUUGGGAAAAAGAAAAAAACAAGAAUUUGAAAGAAACAUGAGUAUGGUUCACAGUUCUCUUUUCUCUUCUAACUUCAUUCCUCUUCUUUCCCCUAUAAAAUGCAGUAGUACGAGUUUGACAUCUUUACACUCAUAUUUUCCUCCUAUUCAAUUCAGAAACAGCAAGAGAGAUUUUCCAUUGGCAACAAUGGCUUCAAUUGCAUAUCCACCAUCCAUCAAUAUGGGCUACUGGGAGAGUGAGGAGUUGAGUGGCUAUGGACUCACCUUUGAGGAACUCAGUGACAACUGUGGUGUUGUCAGGAUGGCAUUGGAUAAUGGAAGUGUUGCCACCCUGAUGCUGCCAAGUGGCUUGAUCACAUCCUACAAGGCUCGCAUGUGGCAUGGGGGCAUUCUUGAGCUGUUGCAUACAUCUGUAUCAGAAGUGGAGAAGAAGAAGGAGAAUGAAGAUGAUGAUGAUGUCAUUCAAAUUCAAGGUGGGGUGUCUUUAGCCUUCAAUUGUGAAAGUGAUAGUGGCGUUUCAUGGUCACCAAAUACUUGGGCCCUUGGCGACGUUAGAGGAAGUCCUCAAGAUUCCAUUAGGGUAGAACUGGUUUGCAGUAAUUCACAGGAUAUGAUUGAAGUCAAACACAUUCUAACUCUCCAGCAAGAUCUCUUAAGCUCAGAGCUUGUAAUCUCUAACUCAAAACAUUCGUCUCUUCGUCUGACUGGCUCUAUUACGAGUCAUUUGACAGUGAGUACACCAGAAGCAACUUAUGCAAUUGGAUUGGAAGGAUCAAAUUUCUACAACAAGCCAUCAUUUUCAUCAAAAUUUAGUAUUAUUCCUCCAGAAUCCACCAAAAGGAACGAUUCGGGUUCUAAAAAAUCAUGGAAAAGUCCUACUGCAGUCAAGCAACUUUUGUCUGCCUGGGGUUCAGGGAAUCGGAGCAAUGAGAUGGAAAGAGAAGAAGAGAUGGAGGGUGAAGAGAACGACAACUAUAAGCACUUAACGGACAAAAUGAGUAGGAUUUACACCAGUGCACCACGGUACUUCACAAUAAUUGAUAGGGGUAGAAGAAAUUCAGUUGCAGUAGGAAGAGAUGGGUUCAACGAACUGUACAUGUUCAGUCCUGGCUCAAGUCAUGAAUGGUAUGGCAAAUAUGCUUAUCUAUGCGUAGGCCAAUCUGCCAUGCUCAAACCUAUAAUCCUCGGUCCUGGAGGUGAAUGGAGAGGCUCGCAGCAUUUGCAAAACCCAAAUCUCUAAACACUCCCCACUGAAGCAUGUUUUUGCUUUCAUCCCAAGGAAGAUAAUUUGGAUAGGAGAAAUACACAUCUUCUACACUUAGAGUACAAACAAGUUUCUGCAAAAUUGUGUUAGUUCAAUAUGUUCUCAUUUGGAGGCGUUGUAUUGGGAUGGAAGUAAAGGAUAUAGUGAAGAAAAAGCAUAUUUCAGAAAUUUUAAGUUUGGCAU